Rhizophagus irregularis DAOM 181602=DAOM 197198 is the source of this 761-nucleotide messenger RNA. RefSeq lists its product as uncharacterized. Gene Ontology annotation, molecular function: protein binding. The record is from RefSeq and is a predicted model, not a curated record. NCBI's taxonomy places the organism in Eukaryota, Fungi, Glomeromycota, Glomeromycetes, Glomerales, Glomeraceae.
CACAUGUUAAAAAAUUUAGAAGUAAUUCAAUUAUUUUAAGUAAAAGAUCUUCAUAUUUUCGUACCGCUUUUUCUCAAUGUUGGGCGAAAAAACAUGGUGAUGUUUACUUGUUUGAUAAACCAAAUAUGUCCCCAAAAGUAUUUACCGCAAUAUUAAGGUAUCUUCAUUUUGGAAAUAUUAAAUUAGAGAGAUUGGAUAUAUCGACCGUAUUAGAUUUAUUAAUAGCAUCAGAUGAAUUAUCUUUAGAAGAACUUACAUCUGAAAUACAAACAUAUUUUAUUCAUCUUAAUUCUGAUUGGUUAAAAACAAAAAUAGUUCCAAUAUUACAAUGUUGUUAUUCUAAUCCGACAACUUUCUUAAAACUUAAGGUACAUACCUUAACGAUAAUUAAAAGAGACCCAACAUGUUUACUCAUACAAAAUGAUUUACAUUCAUUAUCAGAAAAAAUUUUAAAUAAUAUAUUAAAAGAAUGUUGUAAUGGAUUGGAUGAUUGGGCUAUUUGGCAAUGUAUUUUAAAAUGGGCUCUAGGUCAAGAAAAAAUCAAUGAAUUUUCUCAUGAUGUUAAAAAAUGGCGUCAAAAUGAAUUUAAUAUGUUACAUGAAACAAUGUAUAAAUUGGUAGAAGAAUAUGUUAGAUUUAGUCAUAUUAGUAGAAAUUAUUUUUUAGACAAGGUUUUACCUUAUUUAAAUUAUUGGAUAAAAGAUACUAUUAUAUCAGAAGAAGUUGGAGAGGAUUCUAACAAAGAAACUGUUUUAUAUUAU